UGGCGCACCAAGUUGUGAUGCUAAAAUAAUAAAAUGUUUAUACUUCUGAAAAUAGAAUCAACCUUCUUAAAUGGUAUACUUAUUAGUUAAUAGUUAAAGCCAUACAUGUUGACUUGUUUGCUGUCAUGUGUCGGUGAUAUUUUCAGUGUAACAUUGUGUAGUCUGGUUGCCCAGAGACGGCCUGAAGCCGUUGCUAUGGAAACCGGCCUAGCGACACCAGUUCGCUGAGCAUACUGGAGCUUUACGAUAUUAUUGCAGGAGCACCAUGUCCAAACAUCCCGAGAAGCCUAGCGUGCACUACAGUGUGCCAGAGUGGUGCAACAACAACAACCAGCUGUCUACCACUGCACAAAUUGAGCAGCAGCUUUCCAAUGUAAUCCGCCAAGAGAGCAGAUCCCUACGCAAUGACACUAACUGUAAGACAUUGUGGGAUGAGAGUGAUACCUCCAGCAGGUUGAGUGAUCGGAUCUGGGAGGUUGCAAGAUGGAAAGAGCUGCUGGUAUCAUGUGCACAGAAAGUGGAUGAAGAGAUGGAAGCACUAACAUUGUCUAAAACCCGGACAGAGGAGACCUUGGCUGCCACUGCUGUUCCAUUGGAGGUCACCUUGGAGAGCCUUACCCUGAGAGAGGGUCGGCCAGGACUGGAGUUGGUCAACGACACAGUGGAGGAGCAGCUAAAAAACGAAGUGUACGUCAUCGAAAGAGUGCAGCAAGUUCUUCAGCAGCACAUCGACGAAGCCUUUGAGCAGCUCUGUAUUUUGCAAAAAAUUCGACAGCAGCUAACUGCGGACCUCCAAAACAAGAUGGAAACUCUGGAUAUUGACACGUCCUGUCUGGCACUCACAAUAACGUCCUCCCAGAUCUCUCUGAAGCCCAAUCCUACUCGAAUACCUGCAGGCUCCAGCACACCACACGAGUGGAUCAGAUUCAGCCAACUGAAUUUGGCUCGGGCCCAGGAGGCAAUGCGGCUGUCCCAGCAGAUGAGGGACGACAUGAGUCUCUCCAGAGUCAAUAUGCAGAAUGAUUUGAAGAAGCAGCAAAGAGCCACAGAGUUUGCACUUCGUAAGCGCCAUCACCAAGAACAACAGGCUUCCAGUGAGCUUCAGUGGCAGUUGAAAAACACUGAAGAUGAGAUAUCAGAGAUGGAGAGUGACAUCUUCAGACUGGAUGCCGAUUUGCAAGGCAAGAUGGCCCCACUAAAGUUAGCCCACACCAGACUGGAGAAUAGAACCUACAGACCAGGCAUGGACCUGUGCAGAGAUGAGGCACAGCGUACCCUAGUUGAUGAAGUCAAUCAGCUGCAGGCUACGAUUGCCACUUUGAAGAAGCAGCUGUGUGAAGCUCAACACUCAUUGCAGAGGCUGAAGCUCAAUCACAGUAAACUGUUAGAGGAUCUCUCCAGGAAACGAGAAGCCUUGGCUCUGGAGCAACGUUGCAUAAACAUUCGAAGCCGCCUCAUCCCAAUAUUACAUGGCGAUGACACCCCGGUACCACUGGUCCUGCUCACUAACUCUAGUGGAAGGAGCACCCAGCAUCUUAUAGCUCAAUAGGAAUUUGCAGUCUGAAGCAAAUUUGACUAAUCUACCGAGAGGAUUGUGUCAUUUUCAACUUAGAUUUGGUGGUACAUGUGGCUUUAUAUAAAAAUAUUUGCAAUAUAGACAGUAUUUAACUAAGAACUUCCAUCCUCUUGAAAAUCUGUGUGCCGUGUUACUAAUGCAUCGAGUAGAGUGAUUCGUCUCUGAACUCGAUAUUUUUUUAAAGCUUUCUCUGGCAUCCAUCAAGAUAUGUCUGGCAUCUAAGUGUAUUCAUACUCACGUUUGUGUAAGGUCAUUUUAUUGUCCUUUAUCUUUUUAAUGGUUGUGUUUGGCUCUGUCAUGAUGUUUGACCAUCGGACGCUGUUUAGAGCAUAAAGAUAAUAAUGUGAACAUUGACUCAAGUAUUGUAAAAAAUAGGUCUGAACAGGGUCAUUUGCAAAUUGGUUAUUUGUAGGGAUGUCUGAUAAUUAUCGGUACCGUAAUCGGUAUUU
Molecule: messenger RNA, 2025 nt
Organism: Doryrhamphus excisus (bluestripe pipefish)
Lineage: Eukaryota; Metazoa; Chordata; Actinopteri; Syngnathiformes; Syngnathidae
Source: RefSeq, a predicted model, not a curated record